Klebsormidium nitens is the source of this 573-nucleotide messenger RNA. Lineage: Eukaryota; Viridiplantae; Streptophyta; Klebsormidiophyceae; Klebsormidiales; Klebsormidiaceae. The record is from the annotation of a GenBank genome assembly.
AUGGGCGGUCGGCCGAAAGACCUGCUGGAAGGUCAAGUGAACGCCACGCAAGCUGAGUACCUCGACCCUGACGCGCUGACUGCAAUCAAUGCUUGCUUCAAUCGAUUGAAUGGAAAGUGCCCCGACUCGCCGGCCAAGAUGGCAGGGGGCAACCCCUUCUUCAACGUCACGAGCGGAACCAUGAGCUACCUCAUGAAGCAGUACUGCUGGGCCAACUGCGUGUCGGCACGGAACUCAAUGGCGGCGUGCGCGGACAACGUCAUCUCCCAGUACGACCUGAACGCCACCAUGGCGCCGCUCUACUACCCGCCCGCCGAAGCCGCGGCCGCCAUCGCGACCGCCAACAUCGUCGUCACCAUGCGCUCGCUGGCAGGGAGCGACACCAUCACCACGAGCGCGGCCGCGGUGGCGGCGUCGAACGCGGACCUGGCGGAGCAGAUCCUGAACUGGUGCGAGGUCAACGACCCGAAUCUGAAAGUCGUGAUGUACUCGGGCGCGAGCAGGAGAGGCGUGCUUACGGCGUUGGGGCUGCUGGCGGGCUUGAUGAGUGCGGUUGCCGCGAUUGGGCUGUGA